CGAGGUUAUCGUCGUCGAUGAUGGCUACCAUGGAGCCAGAAGCGUUGCAAAUGAAGGACGUUGACGUCAAUGGCGGAAUUGAGGAAUUGCCCCAAGGAAACAAACUUGAGUUGGAUGCUAUCAUUAUCAGUGGUCCAGUUGUCAGGAAAAAACAGUUUCUACACUAUCUUGGCCUGGUCUUGGACCAAUUCUGGCUGCAAAGCAAGGAUAUCCAGUCGAAACGGUCGACGAUCAUUGAAUUACUACCUUCUUUUGCCUGUGGUGCGGUGGAGUGCAAUGACCUUUAUUCACUUCAGGAAAUUGUGGGAAAGAUGGAUGUGAACUGUGGAGACUAUGAUGACGUCAAACCCAUGCACAGUGCCGUCGAAUGUGGCAAUCUUGAAAUGGUGAAGUACCUGAUGAAGAGGGGUUCGUCUUGGCAACUGAUGAAUCACUUCGGCGAUAACCCCUUAUCCCUGGCCAUCAAGAACAGGCAUUUUGGUCUCAUCAAGUAUCUGAAACUGAAUCAAGCAGUCCUCAAGAUGCCACUAGUGAGAGCAGCAAUGCUCCUACAAAAAGCUGUGGCCAGGAGGGAUUUCUCUGAGCUGUACGCUUGGUCCCUGGCUGGGCUGGACAUGGAUGAAAAGGACUACAAUGGCCGCACAGCCAUGCACCUGGCUGUGCGCAUGCGUGACAAACAGCUAGUGCAGGCUCUGCUGCGCUAUGGGGCCACGCCUUUGGAGAGGGAUAUCUGGAACCAGACUCCACUGGAUGAGGCUCGCAAACACAACUUGGAUGGAAUCCUGCCACUCUUUCAUCCAUGCUUCACUGUGAAGUUUCCCAACAAACAAGCCUAUUUGCAGCACAUACAAGCCGAGAAGCUGAAAAUGGGCCCUGACGCUGACCCUAUUUAAAAGGACAGAAGGGGAUAGUUAUGCUGUCAGAUAUAACAUAUUUCUAAUUUAAGUCAUUUUUUGAGUGAUGUUCAGCCAUGUUUCAGCCAUAAAAUUCGUUGAAUCUUGAUGUAGGAGUAAUCAGAAAUCGAUAAUGUAAUGUUAUCAAUAAAUCCGAUCAAAAAAUAAAAAAAAAUG
Molecule: messenger RNA, 1070 nt
Organism: Sardina pilchardus (European sardine)
Lineage: Eukaryota; Metazoa; Chordata; Actinopteri; Clupeiformes; Clupeidae
Product: L-asparaginase
Exons: 7
Coding region: 18-893 (291 amino acids)
Molecular function (GO): protein binding
Source: RefSeq, a predicted model, not a curated record